UAAAAGUUUAUUGUGUAUUCAAACGUUAGAACCAAUUUCCGAAUAAGCCAAGUGAAAACAAAACACAUUCUUCCAAGAGUUUUUCUAAUCAAUCAUCUCAUGUCAAUAACACUUCCAAGACUCAAAUGCAUUUCACUCUUAAAUUCUCUUCCCAAACAAACCUCAACAAACAACAACAUUAAACAAAUCCACGCCCAACUAAUCACCAACAACCUUAAUUCCCCCAAACUCUUUGCCAAAUUAAUCAAUCACUACUCUUCCACUUCACCAAACCCUAACUUUCUCAAUUCCAUAUUUUACUACUUCCACACCCCACAUUUAUUUCUCUUCAACACCCUCGUUAAAUGCACCCCUCUUAACCACUCAAUUCACCUUUUCCAAACCCACUUCUCAAAGCAACUCAUUCAUUUUGAUCACCACACUUUCAAUUUCAUCCUUGGGGCUUCUGCUCGUUCCCCUUCAUAUUCAACGUUAAAAUUAGGAACACAAUUGCACUCCUUAAUCAUAAAACAAGGUUUCGGUUCCAAUGUUUUAGUUCCAACUACGUUGAUUCAUUUCUAUGCUAACAAUAGAGAUGUUAAGUCAGCACGUAAGGUGUUUGAUGAAAUGUCUGACAGAACUGUUGUCACGUGGAAUGCUAUGAUUACUGGUUAUUGUUCGGUAAAAGAUGGAAAUGGAAAAAGUGCUGUGGAUGGGUUGUGUUUGUUUAAGAAAAUGUUGAUGGUUGGUGCGAGUGAAGUUAGACCGAAUGAUAGAACCGUGGUUUGCUUGCUUUCUGCGGCUUCUCAGUCGGGUAUGAUGGAAAUCGGUGUUUGCUUACACGGGUUUGCGGUGAAGCUGUUGUGUAAGGUUGAAGAUGAUGUGUUUAUAGGAACAGGACUUGUUGAUAUGUACUCGAAAUGCGGUUGUCUUGAGAGUGCUUUGUAUGUUUUCUGGCGGAUGAAAUUGAGGAAUGUUUUGACUUGGACUGCCAUGACUACCGGGCUAGCUAUUCAUGGGAGAGGGGAAAAGGCAUUGGAGAUUUUGUAUAAGAUGGGAGAUGAUGGCGUGAGACCGAACGAAACGACUUUUACGAGUUUGUUGUCGGCUUGUUGUCAUGCAGGCCUUGUUGAAGAAGGGCUUCGGUUAUUUCGUGAUAUGGAACCGAAAUUUGGUGUAGUGCCUCGGAUACAGCAUUAUGGUUGUGUUGUUGAUCUUCUUGGAAGAAACGGAAACUUGAACGAGGCUUAUGAUUUUAUCAUGGCAAUGCCGAUUAGUCCGGACACUGUGAUUUGGAGGAGCUUGCUCAGUGCUUGUAAGAUUCAUGGGGAUGUUGUGAUGGGAGAUAAAGUGGGGAGGUUUCUUCUAAAGUUUAAAGAGAAGAGUUAUGAAGAUUUAGCUCAUAAAAGUGAAGAUUAUGUUGCUUUGUCAAAUGUCUAUGCUUCAGCAGAAAGAUGGAAUGAUGUUGAAGUUUUAAGGAAGAAAAUGAAGACUAGGGGUUUGACAAGACCGUCAAGUCCUUGUGUAUUAUCUGGGCGCAACAUAGAAAGCUUGAAUGAUGACACUUCCUGGACUGGACCGAGCAUUUGUCAGCGACUUCGUUCUUUAACGGCAUCAUUCACCCUGGGGCAUCAUUUCUCAUUUUUGAGGGUUUAUAUUUUACUUGGUGGAUAAGAAUGGUCACUCAAAGAUUUGCAACAUCGAAUCCAUUAGAUGUUAUGGCCCUCUGUAGGAGUUUGUUCUACUAUCAAGUCUUGCCUGUUUAAUACAUGUAUAUUUGGAACUUAUGGAAAAUUAACAAAAAUGUACUUGUCUAAAAUCAUGUUAACAAAGCUAUUUUAUGAAUAGAAAAGUUAUAUAAAUUGCAACUGCGAGUAUCCUAUGUGUUGACAUAAAUACAUGUUACACACACCAAAAUGGCUACUAUUUCGAA
Lathyrus oleraceus (garden pea) is the source of this 1912-nucleotide messenger RNA. RefSeq names its product pentatricopeptide repeat-containing protein At3g18970. Lineage: Eukaryota; Viridiplantae; Streptophyta; Magnoliopsida; Fabales; Fabaceae. Gene Ontology annotation, biological process: RNA modification. Gene Ontology annotation, molecular function: protein binding; RNA binding. The record is from RefSeq and is a predicted model, not a curated record. The coding region runs from base 100 to 1653 and encodes 517 amino acids. The transcript has 3 exons.